Exophiala viscosa is the source of this 1722-nucleotide messenger RNA. Its product is annotated as major facilitator superfamily domain-containing protein. Lineage: Eukaryota; Fungi; Ascomycota; Eurotiomycetes; Chaetothyriales; Herpotrichiellaceae. Bases 147 to 1538 code for a protein of 463 amino acids. The record is from RefSeq and is a predicted model, not a curated record. Gene Ontology annotation, biological process: transmembrane transport. The transcript has 3 exons. Gene Ontology annotation, cellular component: membrane. Gene Ontology annotation, molecular function: transmembrane transporter activity.
GUCCGAAAGCAGAGCAUCGGGCCCGGACUCGACCCUAUCGACGAGACCGCCGCGGUCGGCUACAAGGAGUAUCGUGAAGCUCUUGACGUCGAGGUCUCACAACGAGAUGUACGUAUUAUCUCGCCCCAUCGACGCCAUUCGUGCUCAUGUCAAUCCAGGAUCGUCGCAUUCGGUGGAAAAUUGACCUCAUUAUCCUACCCAUCUUCCUGAUCACUCAAAUGCUGCAAUUCAUGGACAAAACUGCGCUCAACUACGCCAACCUCUUUGGGUACCAAAAGGCGCUUGGCCUCAAAGGUCUUGACUUCAAUUACUUGUCAGGAAUGGUCUAUGCUGGCUAUUUCUUUGGUCAAUACCCCUGCGGUUGGCUGAUCGGUCGCUACCCUGCACAGCGUGUGCUGGCCAUCUCCUGCUUCAUAUGGGGUGUGCUGGUCAUUCUCCUCACGCAAUGCCGCAGCUUCAGCUCUGCGUUGGCCGUCCGAUUCAUCAUGGGCAUCUUCGAAGCAGCAGUCACUCCUGGAUUGACUUUGAUGACUGGUUUCUGGUACAAGCGACGAGAGAUCCCCCUUCGACAGUGUAUCUGGUACAGUGCACUCGGAUUUGGAGGCAUUGCUGGCUCGUACAUUUCUUUCGGCGUGUCCAAGCUCCCUACGACCUUCACUCCGGAGCGAUGGGAAUUGAUUUUCUACAUUCUCGGAGGCGCGACCUGUGUCUGGUCUUUUGUCAUAUUCUUCAUCCUUGCCGACACUCCUAACAAUGCUCGCUGGCUCAAUGAGCAUGAUCGCAUCAUCGCUGUCAAGCGAGUCUCCGCCAAUCAAGUCGGUAUCAAGAACAAGACCUUCAACAAGAAACAAGCGUUGCUUGCCUUCUAUGACCCAAAGGCCAUACUCAUAUUCAUCUCGGUCUUUGCUGCAGCCAUUCCUAAUGGCGUGGUGAACUCCUUCUCGACCAUUAUCAUCAAGGACCUUGGCUUUUCGACUACAAAGACUACCGAAUUGAAGUCGGUUGGAGAUGCUGUGCAGGUUGUGGCACUGUUCAUUGGUGGUGCCAUCACACUGAAGGUGCCCAACUCACGACUCUUGACUGCCACCGUUGCCAAUGUCUUAUGCACGCUUGCCGCAGGACUGAUGGCUUUCCUUCCACGCCACCUCACUUGGGGUCGACUGGUUUGUUUCUGGCUCGUCAACUCACAGUCCGUUGGCUUCACCAUCUCCCUCGUUACCGUCAACAGCAACAUGGCCGGGUACACUCAUCGAAGUAUGGCCAGUGCUUUGGUCUUCACGGCUUAUUGCUGGGGUAAUUUCGCUGGACCUUUCGUGGUGAAGCCAAGCCAAGCGCCAAACUAUAUCGGUGCCACUAUCGGUUUACUGGUCGGCUACGCCAUCAAGACUGUGUGUCAUUUGGCAUUACUUGCCUACAUGUACUACAGCAACAAGCGGCGCGACAAGCUGUAUGGCAUCGCGGAUAACGCAGCUAGUAACGAGGCAGGUAUGCAGGACAAGACUGAGUAUGAGAACAAGGAUUUUAGAUACGUCUUGUAGGCACCGAGGUGCCCAUCGCACCGUGGCCCAAGGGUCGUCGAGUCAUGUCAACCACUCUCGCGACAAACAAAAUGCUCAUAUACAAUGAGAAUAUAUACUAUAUGAAUCUUGAGCUCCAAAACAAGUUGAACACCUUGCACAAUAACUCAUGCAAGUAUCACGCGGUACUGUUCAAAGCGAGGAG